AUGGCGGGUUUGCCUGUUUGCUUGGCGUGGCGUGUGGCUCGCAACUCGUAUGGAUGCAUCCAACAACCUUUCACAUACCCCAGUACGGCUUUUCUCUUGGCAAAACAUCAUGUUGGGCUAGGAUUAAGCUUGGGCCUAGCCUUGGAUUGGAUCGUCCCUGAUUCUCCCAAGCAUUUUAACGGUUCACCAUUGAACCCUUUACGAUAG
Messenger RNA from Prunus armeniaca (apricot), 207 nucleotides. The record is from the annotation of a GenBank genome assembly. NCBI's taxonomy places the organism in Eukaryota, Viridiplantae, Streptophyta, Magnoliopsida, Rosales, Rosaceae.